Molecule: messenger RNA, 3489 nt
Organism: Anopheles coluzzii
Lineage: Eukaryota; Metazoa; Arthropoda; Insecta; Diptera; Culicidae
Gene: Sobp
Product: phosphatase and actin regulator 4B
Exons: 5
Coding region: 594-3278 (894 amino acids)
Biological process (GO): animal organ development
Cellular component (GO): nucleus
Source: RefSeq, a predicted model, not a curated record
GCGAAGUGCACACGAGAGUCGCAGCGCACGCUGGCGCCGUGUGUUGCGUGACGAUUUGCAGUGUGUUUGUAUUUUGUGUACUUGCUGCGAGUGUCGAGAGCAGUAAAAAAGCAGUGAAAUUUGCUGAAAUUAAGUGAACAAAGUGUGUGUCCGGAAAAUACCCCUGAGGAGAAAGCAUUUGAAAAUAAACAAAGAACCAAAACCUUGGAAAAAUUGGUAACGUUCUUCGCGAGUGGAGUGAAAUCAUUGCGCAGGGGGCCCCCCGGUCUGAUCCCGCGUUGCCGUUUGCCGCGUGUAUCGUAUGACAUGGGAGGAAUUUGGUGGCAUGUGAGCGGGAUCAUAUUUCGUCGGGUGGUACGGUACGCGCGCAAAGAGGAACCACUGCGCCACUAUCACCUUCCCUGCUGGUAGGCAGGCAGAAGCGUCUGACACUGGUCAGACAAGAAUUUAACAUAAAAUCGCGCGAUAGAAAAAAAAAACGACUGCUUCCACGUGGUGCGCAUUUUGCGCGCAACUGUGUGUGUUUGUGUGUGCUUGUGUAACUGUGUCGUGUGUGUGCGUGUAAUGCAACCCUAAGCAACGAGUGGGUUACCAUGGCGACGGCAUCAUCUUCGGCGAGCACGUCACCGCCGCGGAUAAAGGUGAAGAAGGAAAUCUGUACCGAUAACGACACGAUCAAGGAGCUGGCGGAAACGGCGAUGAACGACAUCCUCGGCUGGUACGGGUACGACAGUGUCGAUCGUCUCGAGCUGGCCGCUAACAAUGUGCUACCGUCCACCUCUAACAUCACCAACGCCACCGCCCCACUGGACGAAGUAGAUGGGGAGGAGGAGGAAGACGAGGAGGAAGGUCCAGGUGUUCGGCAGAAACAAUCCAGCCCACCCGCUCGACUGUCAUCCAGCGCAUCGUCCACUGCUGCUGCACUGCUGAAGACAAAAACGAAACAAUCGGCUCUCAUCGGUAGUGGUCAUUACCUGGCACGGGACGAACCCUCCACGUCGUCAGCAGUAGCAGGUGGCAGUGAGCGACGGGUGCAACGCGAUGCAACGUCCAGCGGGGGCCGGCCAGGACAGUCCGGUUCGCCACCCGACCCAACACGGAACGGUAUCGUCUUACAUCAUCAAGCGCAUCAGCAGCAGCAGCAGCAGCUUCAUCAUCAUCAUCACCAUCAUCAUAAUGCUCCGGCUGGCGGGGAAAGCUCCACCUCGGAGAAGGAUAGCUCGCGGGAAAGCUCCAAGAGCCCGAUGCUGAUGAAAAUGCUGACCGACAAGCAAGAGCAGACCUGCCAGUGGUGCCGUAAGGUGAUACCGUCCCAUCAGACCGGCAUACUCGGCACGACCGAGGGCAUGAUCUUCUGUACCGAGGCGUGCUUUUCCCAGUCGCGCCGGGCGUCCUUCAAGCGGGCGAAAACGUGCGACUGGUGCCGGCACGUGCGCCACGCGGUCAGCUACGUCGACUUCCAGGACGGUGCCUCCCAGCUGCAGUUCUGCUCGGACAAGUGUCUCAACCAGUACAAGAUGCAAAUCUUCUGCAACGAAACGCAGGCCCAUCUGGAGAUGAAUCCACACCUGAAGGAGAAGAGCACGUCGGCGGGAACUCUCAUCACGCCCGAACUGUGGAUGAAGAAUUGCAAAAGCUGCUCAAUAUCGCCGGUGUCCGAUCGGUCCGAGUCGGUAUCGCCCGUACCCUCGCUGCCGGUACGCUCGUCACCGGAACCUUCGCCAGUGCUGCUGCGAUCUCCAACGCCCGCCAAAAAGCCGCUCAUAUCGGUGGCACCCGCAUCGAAGCUGCUGUCCAAAUCGCUCCAGCCCAGCACGCUCCCGACCCGUCCCAAUCCAAAGAGCUCCCGCAAGCGCCGUACCGGCCAUAGACCACCGGCGGGCACGAAUGUUUCGAUGUCGUCCGGCAAGCGUUCAACAGCGACGCACCAGGCGGAAUAUGGUGGUGCUGGCGGUGGUGGUAGUGGUGGUGCUAGUAGUAGCAUAAACAACAAUAACAACGUUACCAUCCCGAACAACAAUCUACUAACCGGUGGUGGUCCUGGGACGGUCCCGCAAAAGCCACCGCCCAGUGUGCAGGAUUUAAGAAUUUUGCAAAAGAAGGUGCACGGCUCCGUCGUGAACCUGGCGCCAAACGAUGGGCCCCCGCUCGGCGCCGGGUACGAUGGGCGCGAUCUCACCGGUGGUCCGCUUGGUCCACCGCCUCCACCGCCCCCGGGUGGAGCGGUGUUAAAUAUUCCACCCCAGUUCCUACCGCCACCGUUGAAUCUGUUGCGUGCGCCCUUCUUCCCGCUCAACCCGGCCCAGCUACGGUUCCCCGCGGGGCUUCCGAACCUACCGAAUGCACAGCCUCCGCCGGCACCACCACCACCACCACCGAUGGGACCACCGCCGAGCCCACUGGCCGGUGGACCUCUAGGCGGUCCCGCCGGUAGCCGACCACCCCUCCCGAACCUGCUCGGAUUCGGUGGUGCCGCUCCACCCGUCACGAUUCUCGUCCCGUAUCCCAUCAUCAUACCGCUACCGCUACCCAUUCCCGUACCGAUUCCUGUGAUAGACUUCCUGAAAGCGGCCCUCCCGAAGGGAGAAAGUGAGAAGGCGGACGAGAAACGGGCGGAACAGAAGGACGAACCAUGCGCGACGGACGCAACGGCGGUGAUGCUGGUCGAUAGUGACGAGGCGUUGGGUGGUGAGGAGGCGCCGCUGCCGGACCCUCCGCUUGAGGAUGAUUCCGAUGUGCCGCUCGAUUUCACCGUGGGCAGCCAGGGAAAGGAGGCGGAGCGAGACGCACCAACAAGCAGUCGAAACGAGCUGUGGAACGACCUGCCGGUGGAAACUUCCAGCCCGGUGCGCGAGCCAGCGCUGACAACGUAUGCACUCUCGACGAUUGUGGCGGCUGAAACGGUGGGCGAUCCUGCGCCACCGAUGGGUGAAGAUGAGGCACACCGCGAGCCCGCUGAGUCUGCCAAGCGAUUAUUGCCAAAGUUUAAAAUCACCCGGCUGGAGGCGGGUGGAAAGAUGGUGCUACAGGAGGGUGUUGUGGAGGGCGGCACAAAGGACGAGACGGACAUGGAGCGCGAACGCAAGGAGAUGGUGGAGCGCAGCAGGCCGUUGCGCAAGCGGAAGCGGCUCGUCGUGCAGCAGCAUCUGCACGAGCUGGCGGAAGAGCACGAGCUGGCGGAGCGUACGAACGAUGGGGAUGGGAACACCGGGGAAGCGCAAGAGUACCGGAGCGGUGGCAUUGAGCUGCGGUCGGGUAAUAAAAGUGUAAGCAAGUAAGCAAGAUUGAAUGGGAAAAUCAAUUGUGUAAUGGUGCUGUAAAAGUGGCCGAUGGAGCUCCGCUUAGGAUAUGGCUUGAAGCGUAGCGAUAUAGUAGCUGGGAAUGAAAUUCACCCGCUUUCAGGGUAAAGGAGGCGAUGCUAAAAAAGAGCGCAAGGAAAUGCCAAAAGGGGGCAAUAGUUGUAGCAGUUUUCGGCAUUAAAAAAAACAG